Polyodon spathula (Mississippi paddlefish) is the source of this 4624-nucleotide messenger RNA. RefSeq names its product ELOVL fatty acid elongase 5 (gene elovl5). The transcript is spliced from 9 exons. Gene Ontology annotation, cellular component: endoplasmic reticulum; endoplasmic reticulum membrane. Gene Ontology annotation, molecular function: fatty acid elongase activity. Lineage: Eukaryota; Metazoa; Chordata; Actinopteri; Acipenseriformes; Polyodontidae. The coding region runs from base 179 to 1063 and encodes 294 amino acids. The record is from RefSeq and is a predicted model, not a curated record. Gene Ontology annotation, biological process: sphingolipid biosynthetic process; fatty acid elongation, polyunsaturated fatty acid; very long-chain fatty acid biosynthetic process.
UUAGCAAUGCAAUUAUAAAAAGACAUUACGUGUUUAGUUGGUGUUUCAUGCAAAGUUGAGUAGUUUACAGUCAGCUUUUUUUUGUUUUGUUUUUAAACUAAAUAAUAUUAAGUUGAAGUAACACAAAACAUUCUGAAGCUGAGAAUCCACGGUUUUACAGAGGGAACAGAGGUAUAAAAUGGAGGCCUUAAACCAAGCAACCAAUGCUUAUAUAGAUUCUUGGAUGGGUCCAAGAGAUACCAGGGUUAGAGGGUGGUUUCUUCUUGACAACUUUCCCCCUACCGUUGUCCUUACACUUCUGUACCUCUCCGUUGUCUGGAUAGGACCAAAAUACAUGAAAAAUAAGGAGCCGUUUUCUUGCAGGGGUGUGCUUGUGAUCUAUAACAUCGGAUUAACCCUGCUGUCCUUUUACAUGUUCUAUGAGUUAGUUACAGGAGCAUGGCAGGGAGGGUACAACUUCUUCUGCCAGGACACUCACAGUGGCGGGGAAGCAGACAUGAAGAUUGUGCGUGUCCUCUGGUGGUAUUACUUCUCAAAGUUCAUUGAGUUCAUGGAUACCUUUUUCUUCAUUUUAAGAAAGAAUAAUCACCAGAUUACAUUUUUGCACGUCUAUCAUCAUGCAACCAUGCCUAACAUCUGGUGGUUUGUCAUGAACUGGGUGCCAUGUGGACACUCGUAUUUCGGGGCCAGUUUGAAUAGCUUUAUUCAUGUCUUGAUGUAUUCUUACUAUGGACUCUCAGCCAUUCCUGCAGUGCGACCUUACCUGUGGUGGAAGAAAUACAUAACCCAAGGGCAGCUGAUCCAGUUUGUAUUAACAAUGUUCCAGACUCUCUGUGCUGUCUUUAGACCAUGUGGAUUCCCAAUGGGUUGGCUGUAUUUCCAGAUCUGUUACCUGAUAAUUCUGAUUGUUCUCUUCUCUAAUUUCUAUAUUCAGACAUACAAGAAACGUGGUGUUUCACGAAGAAAAGAGUAUCAGAAUGGAUCAGCAGCUUCUCUAAAUGGGCACUCUAACGGUGUUUCUUCCCUGGAUAAUAUGACACAAAGGAAACUAAGAAAGGAUUGACUCAUGUCCAGAUGAGCACACCAUGACUAAUCUCACAAUCUGAAAUGUUAGCACAUUAAGAAAUCCCUUACGGAGAAAAUCAUUUUGGGUUUAUAUAAGAAAAGUAGAUUCUAAAUGAUCCCUAAAUAUACAUAAUAUAUUAUCAAACAAACAAAAUAAUAUUAACCCCUAAAGAACCCCCUAAAGCACACAUGGCCCUGCGCUGUUAUUCAUAUUGAAUUAAUGCUAAUUAAGGUUAAUGGAACCAGAGAAAAGAUAAAAUAAAGGUAUCUAUUUAUUUUUAUAUCAGGAUAAACUAGACUAGUUCAUUUGCCUCAGCACACCCCCCAACUCCUUUUUAUUUACCAUGUUUUUGGUGUGUUGAUGUAUUUUUUCCUAGUAAGCAUGGACAUUGUAUAAUCUCUUACCUCAUUCAUCGUGUUCGGUCUUACAGUACAUUUCCACAUGUAAGUGAGGGAAACCUAACAACAAAUGCGCAUUUUGAACAUAGAAUAACUUUAAAACUGGUAGUGGUUGUCAAACUAUUGCCCCCUCACACAAACAUGUGUGUCUCUGCCCUAGCCAAACGAACUCCAGUGGCAAUGUGAUGUUUCUGUAGCACAGGGUCAGCCACAGUUGUAUGAAUGUUGAGUGGUGUGCCAUGGUAAUAAUUUAGCAUUUUGACAUCCACACUGCUUCUCAAUUGCAGAACCAUGGCUACUGCAAUCUGCAAUAUUAGUUUAAAAUCAAUUGCCAUUAGUUGCCAUUGAGGUUUUGAUCUAAAUCCUUGGUUGUAUAAUGGAUACUUUUUCAAACUUUUAUUUCAGAGUAGUGAAUUACUUGGUCUAGUUUUUACCUAUAUAUAAAUGUUCCUCCCCAAAAAAGGUCCAACCCCAAUUUCGAACAAAUAUUAUUAAAAACCUGUUAUGUGAAAAUAAAAUUACUGUGCGUUAUUCCACAUAUGAGUAGGAUGAUCUGAAUAAUAGUACAUUGGUCUUAUUUCCUGGCACAUGUUCAUAUUUCUUAGAGGAUAUUUCUCAAAUGAGUUAUUAAAGUUAUAAAAAGCAUUUCAAACUUAAUGUGGUGAAGGGUAAUUUUAUAAAUUUUAAAUCUGUAGUAUCAAAAAGCAAAUGCUUGUAAGUUAGUGGUUUUAGAAAUGUGAUAAAUGUUUUUUGUAGAUUGCUAAACAAGUUCAUUAAAAAUAUAGACAUUUGUUUUCUGAGUCUACAGAGAAUAAAAAUGUAUGAAAGAACACACAAACUUUUAUGACUAUGAGAAAAAAAGUUGAACGUUCAUGUAAAAGGAUUAAUAUUUAUACUUAGAUUAUUAUUUGAAAAAAGUGUUGGCAAUAAGGCAAAUACAAAAAUGGUGCAGGGUAAUGUAAAUAUAAUUCUAUGUUUAUAUCCUAGUUACAGUGUCAGUAAAGGCAAGCGUGUAUAUGAUAAUAUAUAUAAUUUAUAUAAAAAAUGUAAUUCCAGUUGGUCCCUUUUAUUUGAGCAAUUUUGUAAUUAAUUGUUGCAUUUUUGGAUUUGCCUUCUGGUUUUGCCAUAUGUUCAGUGAUUGAAGGAACAUAAGAUGAAAUAGUUUGCUUAUACAGAAAUACCAAAGCCAUAUGUCUAGUGUCAGCCAUAAGCAAAAUGCAGUAAUUUUAUCCACUCUCCAAUUCCAAACCAGACAAAACCUUUAGAUUUACACCAUUUGAAUUAAGCCUCCAACCAAAAAAAGCAAGCCAUCUUUAUUCAAGAAAAAUUGUGCAACAAAAACAAUUCACUAAUUAUUUUGAAGCAUAAUAGACUAGGCCCUAAUAGAUUUACAUAUGGUUUGUGAAAUUCAAAAAGUUACAUUGUCAGUACAAAUUGCAAAUCCCUUUUUUCUUUAUUAUCUUGCAGGAGUGUUUUCUUAAGGGUAGAGCCAAUACUUUGAGUUAUAAAAAACAGAAUCACUAGACUAAAAUAACUGAUCCAAAUCACUUAAUUAAAAACAUUAAUCCUGAUAGACAGUCUAAACUUUUCAUUGCAAAUAUAAUGCCUUACUUGCAGCUUAGAUUUAGGUGCUGAUUCCUGUGUGGCCCACAUGUUUUUGUAAAGCACUGUAAUUGCACUAAUAUUGCAUGUGAUUGUAACACUCAAUUGUAUGUGAAUUACUUCAGUGUAUAGUACACAUAUGCCUUAAUACAAAACUGCAGUAGCCAAAGCAGUAUGUGGAAUAUUAAUGUAUGAACAUGUGCUUUCCGAGCCUGUGUAGAAGUCUAAAAGCCAUUGUUAAACAGUUUUGAUAGACUAUUUGUUCAAUUGUUUAUGUCAUGAAACCAUAAAAUAUCAGCUCUGUGCAAUCUAGCAUUUGCCAUAGAGUUGUGAUCCGCAAUGUUGCAUUUCAGUGGAUAAGCUUAUUAACAGUCUUAACAAGCAAGCACUGGGAUCAUUUUAAACAGAUAUAUUCGUAUGUUCGGUCAUGGUGUUGUGCACUGCAUUCAUAUCAUGUCAUGAAAGAGCACUUGAAUAAACUAUAUGUUAUUUGUAGAAAUGAAACAGUUUUUUUUUUUUUUUUUAAAGAAUAAAUAUUAUAUUUGAAUUGUUUCAAUGCAUAACUAUUACAGUAUGUAUGGCUAAAUGAUAUAUUAAGCCAUUUCCAUUCAGUCGUUACUAUGGUCACAGUAAAACCGUUCUAAAUAAAGAAAUGUGUAGCAUCUCUGUUAGAAAUUUAUUUGACACUUCAUAUAAAUAUGCACCAAUUACAGGUAUUGUAAAAGAAUAGGGGAUAUUCAGUUGAUUUACUUUUCACUUCAGUGUUCAUGUUGCUCAGUAAACCUAAACAAUACAGUACAAAAGAGCAGUGUAUACCAAGUAGACAAUGAACAAUGUUCUAUUCAGAUUGAUAUAAAACACAGUUUGUCUUAAUCUCACACCUUUGAAUCUAUCCAGCUUGGACAUAAUGAUCAAUCAGUUUAACAAGGAGAGAACACACACACACACACAUAUAUAUAAUAGUACUGUCCAAACAUUCUAAGUUUCCUAUAGUGUACUACUGAACAUACUUUAGGGAACAUAGGGCCCUAUUCACAGAAGUUUAAGGACUUCUUUAGAAAUGUUUUUGUUAAAAGUUUAUUUUUGGUUUUUUUAAAGACCAUUUUGGUUAAUGAAAUCAAGCUUGCAGUUUAUGAAACCUUUUCCAGUGGUUUUAAAGAGGGUUUAUUAGUUUCUUAUCAUUUGUUUAAGAAUGUGAGUCUUUAAAUAGAGCCCAUAGUUUAUGUAUUCCAGUAUAAAGGGGAUCAGGUCAGGAGGAGGUGGAUGUAGAGAACAAGGGAUACCACAGUUAAAUACAGACAUGCUCCAAAUCCUCUUGGAUAUAAAGACACCACUGGAAAAUGCACACUGUCAUCCAUAGCUUCAGUUUUGUUCGUACAUGCAAAUUGUUUUAGUUUUUUAAAUUUCAUGUGAUGAUAGCCCAUAUUAGGUUCCUCCCUACUGAUUUAAUCACAAUGUGUUGAUUUCUGCACCAUAGCAACUAACUGAAAUCUAAAAAAGGAUGGAAAACUAAUAUCUAAGGUAUACAAGUUUCUAUUAAAACAUAGACUUUGUUUCA